AUGUCGGUCGCUAGUAAGAACCCCUUUGCCCUUUUGGGAGAUGACGAUGGACCCGCACCGGCACCUGUCGCUCCCACGAAGGACGCGGCACCAACAGCUCCCAGGAGAGCGAUCGUAGGUGCUGGUCAAACUCAACAGCGCGGUGGUCGCGGAGGCGCUCGCGGUGGUGCUCGUGGUGGAAAUGCUGGCGCACAGCGCGCCAACGCUGGAGCGGAAGAUGGUGAAGUUCAACAACAACGCGACUCGCGCUCCGAGCGCGGCGGUCGUGGUGGCCGCGGAGAAGGACGAGGUGGCCGCGGACGUGGUGGUCCUCGAGGCCGUGGACGUGCAUUUGACCGUCACUCUCAAACAGACCGCGUCGACUCCGAGAAGCGCGUUCAUCAAGGAUGGGGCGGUGAUGAAGGCAAGCGCGAGCUAGAGAACGAGGAGAACGCAGUCGCAGACGCCGCUGCCGAGGGCCAAGCUCCUGUGCCUGAGAACGCAGCUUCGGGUUGGGAUGCUCCCGCCGACCCUGCUGUGCCUGGCGCUACCCCCGCCGCUGAUGCGCCCGCACCGAUCCCGGAAGAGGAAGUGGACACCACCAAGACUCUGGAUGAGUACCUUGCUGAGCGAGCGGCUAAGAAAUUCACCAUCGGAAACGCUAGCGCUCCUCGUCAGGUUGAGGCAGACGAGUCGGCUUUCGGCACCAGAUUCGUCCGAGAAGCUGUUGAGGAGGAGGCCAAGAAGGCAAACCCUAAUUACAAGCCGCGUGAGAAGAGCGCAAAGACGAAGCAAUUCCUCGAAAUCGAGCAGACCUUUGCCCCUGCUGCUGGAAGCGAGAGAGGUGGCCGCGGCCGCGGCCGCGGCGGACGUGGAGGUGACCGUGGAAGCGAGCGUGGCGGACGAGGCCGUGGACGCGGCGAUGGAAGUCGCGGUGCUGGAAGAGGACGUGGUGGUGCUGGAUACACUCGUGGGGGAGGUGCUGGUGGCGCCGUCAACCUCCAGGACCAGAGCGCCUUUCCCACCCUGGGCUGA
Molecule: messenger RNA, 1014 nt
Organism: Ceraceosorus guamensis
Lineage: Eukaryota; Fungi; Basidiomycota; Exobasidiomycetes; Ceraceosorales; Ceraceosoraceae
Exons: 5
Coding region: 1-1014 (337 amino acids)
Cellular component (GO): nucleus; cytoplasm
Molecular function (GO): RNA binding
Source: RefSeq, a predicted model, not a curated record